Messenger RNA from Filobasidium floriforme, 4136 nucleotides. RefSeq lists its product as uncharacterized. Gene Ontology annotation, molecular function: ATP binding; protein serine/threonine kinase activity. Gene Ontology annotation, cellular component: cytosol; cytoplasm; nucleus. The transcript is spliced from 5 exons. The coding region runs from base 165 to 3998 and encodes 1277 amino acids. Gene Ontology annotation, biological process: negative regulation of glycogen biosynthetic process; protein phosphorylation; intracellular signal transduction. The record is from RefSeq and is a predicted model, not a curated record. NCBI's taxonomy places the organism in Eukaryota, Fungi, Basidiomycota, Tremellomycetes, Filobasidiales, Filobasidiaceae.
CACUUGGCGGAUCAAAUAGCACCUGCAUUCGACCGAGAUCUCUCUUCGAGAUCAAACUUUCAAAGUUGACAACUCCCCCUGCUCGUACAGGCGUUUGAUAACCCCGUGGACAAUAAAGAGCUCGUAUCUCCAGGUGACAUACGAUCAGCUCUCCUUCAAGCAAUAUGACGGCAAAAGUAGAAACACCCAGAUCAGCUCAAUCGGUUCAUCCGUCAGGAUCCCCUUCUGGAGCGUUUUCACCGAGUUCACAUACCAGCGGACCGAGUACACCAGGCUUGCGGCUCAACCUGGGCGACCUAGAACCUAAUGACAUCCGGCCACAUCACCAUAAAAGGCAGCUGUCCGCUUCUGGAGCAGGAUUCCCAUGUUCAGGAACGAGCUCCCUGUUUGACGAUUUUGUAUCGUCGUCCGAGAACCACGCGGGCGUUCAGGUCAAAGGAACACCUCACGAAGCAAGGAGAGACGAAAAUGCUCGCCGUCCGCUGGGGCAACGGGGAACGUUUAGCAGAUCGCCUUCGGAUUCUGCGACUUUCAAGACGCAUAGGCCUGGCAUGAGCCAUUCUUCGUCAUCGCCCCAGCUGUCGUCGCCCCGGCACCUAGCAGACAUACUCGGUGACGGCUCUGGCUCGAUGAUCCCUCCUCCAUCUGAUGCUCGCAAGCACCGACAUCACGUGUCACCGACGAGAGCGCCAACAAUAUCAGUCGGAAGUGCACCAUCUCCCGCACCAUCUAGAUCCAGUAGUGGCGGAGUCCUGGUCUCGACAGUCAGAGACCGGGCGAAUAGGGGUCAAGCGUCAAGGCGACCUGCCCGGAGUGACAGCCUGAGCGAUGUCAAAGGGAUCAGUGUUGAAUCGAAUAGCGAGGACGAACCUGAUCGACGGAGUCAUACACCAAACGAGAGCGCUGUAGAUGAUCAGUACAGGGAUUCCCCACUGGAUAACAGCGCUCGCUAUUAUCAUCGCAAUCCCUACUCCAAGUCGGCUUCGACGUCACCAAUCAGAGAUCCAAGUCUUUUGCUCCCCGAGGUGCCAAAAGGCAACAACAGCUUUGGCCCAGUCGGAAGCUUGCUCGCUCGACGGAGAUUAUCAGACUCGUCAAAUCCCCUAGCGAACGGUAGUCUAGACGUAGCGUCUGCCUCAAAGCCACAAGCAGGGGAUCUUCUCCGGAGUCCAUCUCACUCUCCAACCAGCUUUCUCAAGGGCACCGAUAUCAAUGCGAAUGGUCGGUUGGUCAUCUUGACACCGACGACCCAGGAAUGGAGAGAAUUAGGGUUCGAGAAUCUCCGGGCCCUUGGCGGACAGGGCGGAUCGAGUGAGCGCGAUGGGGAACGGGGAAGAAAGACGAGUUGGGAAUCAGCAGAUAGCGAUCUCACGUCGGAUGGGUACGAAUGGACAGGGGUGCCGAGGCGACCAGAACUGAGGACGACAACAUCCGCAGACCCCUUGGAGCCUACCGGCGAAGAUGUAGAAGUUCCUGGGGGAUCUGGGAGAAACGCGCUAGGCUUUGACCCUGUCAACGAGGAUUUCGAUCGACCUGUUGUUCUGACGAUACCACCACAGACAUCCGGUACCACGAGCAUAUCGCGAGGAGGCUCUUCUCGAGCGUCUUCGAGACGGAACUCCAUGCCCAAUGUGCCUCAAUCCGCUCCUCCCCUACUGGAAGAGGGCGAUCUGUUUGCUCGGCUCAUCGGCAUGCAAGUUGACGAAAGGCAGAAAACUCGAGCGAUAGAGGCCGAAGGUGAUGAUUCGGUCGAGAUAGGUAGCGCUGGGUCAGCCGCUAUGGCCCCGUCUGAGGGGCUGGACAUCGGAGACAAUACGCCCGUGACAAUCAGUCGAAGCCAGAGCAUGAAGGAGACCGGAGAUGGUCCGAAAAGGAAAGAGAAGGAGAGGGAACGUUUGUUCCGCUUGGUCGGCGAAGAUGUCGAAAAGAAUGGCAUACAAAAACCUCUGGGAGGAUGGGGUAUCAAGCAGAUCGGCACGCGAGGGGGUCUGUCAGCUCUUUCGAGUCCGGGUACUCCUCCAGCCAAUGACGCUACUGCUUCAUCACGUGCUGUGCCAGAAGAUCGACCUUCGGGGUUGCCAGAAAGUCCCACAGCAUCUUCACCGGUCUCGGAAGCCCCUCGCAGGCGGAUAGAAGGACUACAUCCCGAAGGCAAGCCAAAACCGGCUCCUCCCAACCGGUUGGUUUCGACCGUUUCCUCGAUCGGCGGGCUAUCCAUGACCUCAACCAAGCCAGUUGCUCAUCCAUCACCGCUGCAUGCGGUCACGAGCUCGAUACCCACCAUCGUCUCUCCUGGCGAAAGUUCGACUAGCGAAACCAGUCAACCGUCUCGGUCUCAAAGCAGAGCUCAUUCACGGUCACCGACAAAGAUGGAGCCUCAGCACGAAUCUCAAGCCGCUUCGACACAGGUCGAGCCCGUCAGUCCCAUCACGUCGCGGCGACGGCAGUCUCAACGGUUAUCGUCAUUGGCAGGACGAGCAUCCCAACCCUUUGCGUUCCCAGCGGCACUACCUCCUUCACACCCUACCAACCGAAAGCCGGCGACCGGUUUGCUGAGUGCCUUUUCUCCGUUCACCUCGACGAAUGGCGCUGGCAGCAAAGGCGAGUCCAGACCAGCAAUGUCACGAGAACCGACGGCACAGCCUUUGCUCUCUGUUCCGCACUAUUUGCAAACUUCCGAUCGCUCGGAUUCGAUGAUAUCGAUCGCGCCUAGCACGAGAGCGCCGAGCGAGCCAGCGACGCCUCUGGGAGAAACUGCAGGCGGUAUGGGAGGGCAUGGGAUCAAUGACUAUGUCAUUGUGAGCGAGGCAGGUAAGGGCGCGUAUGGGUUGGUCAAGCGAGCUCGUCAGAAGGGCUGGGAUGGUGAACCGAUGGGGGACGAAGUGAUUAUCAAGUAUAUCAUCAAGAGCCGGAUCCUGGCCGAUUGCUGGAAGAAACACAAAAUCCUUGGACCUAUCCCGAUCGAGAUCCAUGUUAUGGAUCAACUCAGAAAUGUCCCCUUCAAGCGUCCACCUCAGGCGUAUCCCUGGGAUCCGCUUCGGGGCCAAACGCAACCAUCGAACGUCGUCGAAGAAGACUACUUCAGCUCCGCUAGUACUACCGCCACGCCGAAUUCCGACACUGGCGAGACGACACCCACAGCCAGGACAGGAGCUGUGCCAGGCUCGUCGGUCGUCAUCCUGUCACCCGAAACUCGGCCGUUGACGGAAGGCAAUCUAUCCAGCCUCGUCGGUGGAGACGUCAACCCGCUCGAAUGGCAUGCGAAGAUUAGCGCGGAGACGGUCAAGAAUCGUGGUCAUCCCAACAUCUGCAAGAUGCUCGACUUUUUCGAAGAUCGAGAGUUUUAUUACCUUGUCAUGCCACGAUUUGGAGUCGGUCUUGAUCUGUUCGACCGGGUGGAAAGCGCACCGGACGGCUUACCGGCGUUUGAGAUCCGUUCACUGCUGGGCCAACUCUCGGACGCUUUACGAUUCUUGCACGCCAACGGGGUUGUCCAUCGGGACAUCAAGGACGAAAACGUCGUCCUCGACGGGCAAGGUCAUUGUCAGCUGAUCGACUUUGGGAGCGCUGCUCAUUGGCGUCCGGGUAGGAAGUGGGACACGUUCUCGGGAACCCUGGACUACGCUUCGCCAGAGAUCUUGCGGGGCGAGAUGUAUUCGGGCAAGGAGCAGGACGUCUGGGCUCUCGGAGUCGUAGGCUACGUCUUGAUCUGCGGCGAGACGCCCUUCCUGAGCGCCGACGAAGCUCAAGCCGGUCUCGGUGUGGACUCUAAACCGUACGCGGCCUUGAUGCGGCGGUGCAGCGGACCGAGAGGACAAGAGGGGCUCGAAGCGGAUGGAGGAGGCAAGAUGAAACAUGCGUACGACUUUGUACAGAGGUGUCUGGAGAUGAAGCCCGAGGACCGUCCUCCGGCGGAAGCGUUGGUCAAGCAUCGGUUCGUGCUCGGUCGGGGUGGCUGGGUGGGACAUCGCAACUGGAUUCAGGAAGGACAGGCUUGAGCAGGUGUCUAAUAUGGUACGGCGCAGCGGAGAGUGUAUGCACAAUCGCAAGCGCAAGCGACCGUAGGUUGUUGCCUGCCGGAUUGUAGAUUCACGUACAAACAAUGUCUAAACGCACAUGAAGCAAUUCGAGCAGAG